AUGCCAAGUGUCGCCGAGUCCGGCAUGGAGAUGAGCUCCUGCGAUGCCCUUACCAGUUCCUCUGUAUUGCCAGAGCCUGAUGACAAAGAGCUGAGGCCUAACGGCCUUGAGUAUGUCUAUGAACGCAACUCCUUCGCUGAAGACCUAGGUCCCUCAAAGCAAGUGCCUACCAAGCCACUAGAUCAAUGCCUGUCCAAAACACUCACAACACCCAGUGCUGCUGAGGCGAAGUCGAUUGCCAUACCACUGAGUUAUGAGUCCGAGCAAGAGCUUGACGAUGCAAGCUACUUUGACGUACUAGAGCAUAGCUAUAAAGAGCUUAAGCCUAGGGGCCUUGAAUGCACAUUGGAAUCUGAGAUUCUCAUGCAAGACCUCAUUUGCCCAUAUGAAGUCAAAGAGCCUCAGUCAAUGGAGGCGAUCGGAUUUUAUGACGAGUUUCACCUGGCCAAGUACAGCGAAUCUUGCCGCAAAAGUUCUGAGCACAAGUCAGAUGUGUUCAGGUUGAAAUUUGAGUUAGAAACGUCGCCUAUGUCCAAGGAUGCGACUGUACUGCCAUCUAGCGGAGACUACUACCUUACAUAUGCGCGAGGAGAGCGUGUCUCAGAACAGGCAAUGGCAACAGAUGUCUUAUGUCGAAGUAAGGUCGAGCCUAUGUCCCCCAGCAUGAGCCCAUGCCACAACGUGUUUAUUCCCAAACUGUUGUUACUGGUUGAACAUCUCAUCCCAGCCAAGGCAACCAGAGUAGUGCCGGCCAUAUCACUUGAUCAAGAUUAUGCCAAGUUACCCCCGCAUGCGCUGAUCCUUACGCCAGAGAUGUGCAGAUCCAACCAGCCGAGGCUUAGUGAUAGCCAAAAUCCUAUUUCACAUAGUGCUCCAUGCCACUCAAAACCAGCCAUAGCAGUCGGCCAUGUCAAGUGCCCAGCUGGGACACGCUGCGAGCAUUCCGCUGAGCCCCAAGCCGAACCUCUGUCCAGAGCCAAGUCUGAGUUGGACCAGUUACUUAAUGACUUAGAGUCGUUCAUCAUUGAAGACCGUAACGACGCUGAGACCCCCAUUGAGCUUGGGGAUGCCAAGUCAUCGAGUCCAGAGGUGACUCGCGCCCUCCACUUGAAAUCUGGCCAUUGA
Molecule: messenger RNA, 1125 nt
Organism: Cantharellus anzutake
Lineage: Eukaryota; Fungi; Basidiomycota; Agaricomycetes; Cantharellales; Hydnaceae
Exons: 1
Coding region: 1-1125 (374 amino acids)
Source: RefSeq, a predicted model, not a curated record